Prorocentrum cordatum is the source of this 1693-nucleotide messenger RNA. NCBI's taxonomy places the organism in Eukaryota, Dinophyceae, Prorocentrales, Prorocentraceae. The record is from the annotation of a GenBank genome assembly.
GAGGGAAACACAUUCGUGAUACAACCUCCACUCAGAGGGCUGGUAGGCAUUACGGUCCGUAGCCAUUUUGGCUCAAGGGCUUCCCUCCAGGGACACACCUCCCUGCGUCGGCCAGCAGCUCCCCAGCGCCCGCGGCGCCAUGUCGCUCCGCUAUGGGAGCUACGGCGGAGGCCUCAGCGGAGGCGCGGGCGGCCUCGGCGGCGCGUGCGGUGCGGGCCGCGGGUAUGGCGCCAGCGGCCUGUACGGCGCGGGCGGCGCGUACGGCGCGGGCGGCGCGCGUGGCGCGGGGGGCGCGGACUGCGGCACGGCGUGCUGCGCAAGCACCACCGCCUGCAUGGGCUGCGGCCCCGGCUGCGGCGUGGCCUGUGCCGAGGGCUCGGGCUGCGGCGGCGGCGGCACGAUUCUGAGCUACGUGGGCCCAGGGGGCGACUACGUCCAGGAGACCACGUACAAGUACGUAGGCAUGGGCGCGGGCGAGUUCGGGGCGGUCCGCAUCCCUGGGCGCGGCCCGAACUUCUGCCUGAUCUGCCUCGUGCCCCUGGGACUGUCGCUCCUCCUGCUGCCCCUCCUGCUCUUCGCGAUGUCGCCAGGCUCGACGACGACCACGACUACUACCACACCCGUGAUCAUCACGACCACUCCGCCGCCCGACACCACGACCACGAAGAAGACCACCACCACCAAGAAGACCACGACGGCCCCGCCUCCGCCCCCGCCGCCCCCGCCGCCGCCGCCCCCGCCCCCGCCGCCGCCCCCUCCCCCGCCGCCCACGACCACGGAGAAAAAGAUCAACUGCGGCGAGGGCGACGUCGUGUCCUGGGACGUGCCCAAGAAGGUAUAUUGCUGCCUGCACGAGGGCAAGGGCUGCCCGACGACCCCGGCCGCUCCCAGCACCAUGCCGGCACCGGUGGUGCCGGUAGUGCCAGUGGUGACCACGUCCCCAUGCCCGAUUGAUUGCAACGCAGGUUACAACGACCUCGACCCGCUGCAGUGGGUCCGCGGCUGGUCCGGCGAGAAGAAGUUGUUCUGCUGCAAGACCGCGAACAAGGGCUGCCCGUCGGAGCUGCCCCCACCCUCCGGGGCGCCGCCUUCCAACGCACCCCCGGAGCCGGACAACAGCGUGUACGACUGCGACGCGGGCUACCACCACUGCAUGCAUUGUCUCGAGCUGUCGUGGUCCCCCAAGAAGAUCGGCUACUGCUGCGAGAACUUCCACAAGGGCUGCAAGGGCGAGGAGCCGGAGUGAGAAGCCCCUCCAGCGCGCCUCCGCCGAUCGGGGCCCGGGCGCAGGUGUCCCCUUUUUUUGGUCUGGAGCCCGCCAGGCGGGUUGGCAAAGCUACACCCGCCCGCGGGCGGCUCCCGCGCCUCUCCUCGCUCCUCCCUGCCUCCCUCCCUCCUCACAUCACUCGUGGGCAGAAAACAGAACAUCCGUAUCCACGGCCUCGCGGGCCGGGCCCAUGGGCCGUGACCCCUAUGGAUACCGGAUGUUUUUUCAUGGCUCCAUACCGUCUCCCUCCAGCAGAAGGUGCGUCCCACGCCGGGCGGGUUGGCAAAGCUACACUCGCCGCGGCCCUGCAUGCCAUGGGGCUCCCUCGCACGUGCACCGGAGCGGGCAUGCUUCCUCUGGCGGCCGCACGGCCAGCGAGCUGUUCCAACAGAAACGAAGCCAAGUCAUGUUAGUCGGCGUGGGCCC